UUAACAAAAACUACAGAUCUAAAACUGUAAUUUGGGCAAAAAAUUUCAACAUCAGCUUGACAGUUUACGCGACAAAUUUGUAUUUCUUCAUGAUACGAGCGGCAGUUCAAAUGUUAUCAGGACUCGGGGCAGAAGAGAAAAACAGCUCCACGGCAGUCCCGGCGGCUCGGCUGAAGGUGCCUUUGACGUAAUCGGGGAUUUGGCAACUACAGGUCAUGGCCGGGGUGUAGGACAGGGAUAGUGUGGCAACCAGCGAAAUCAGUAGCAGUUAACAUCAGUGAGCAGAUUGCAAUAUAUAAAUGGGAAGCAAAGUUUACUUUCAUUAUAAUCAUACCGACUCUUGCAGGUUUGCGAGGUGGACUUCUAGGGAAAGCUACCAGUUUAUGUAUGCCAGGCCUUGGCACGAUGUAAUUGAUUUUUACUCAAAGUUGGUCAGUGGGAAUGUUUCGUUGUCACAAUUGUUUGGAACCAAGACAUGUGUUGUGUGUGAUGAUAGUAAAAUGCAACGAGAUUAUUCAGAAGUUCGUGAAUUGGAGAAUGUUUCUUCCAAAGAUAGGUUGGGGAGGUGGGCAAGAGUAACAUUCAAAAUAGUUCUUUCUUAUCAUGGGGAUUCAUUUGAUGGAUGGCAGAAGCAGCCUGGCUUGAACACAGUUCAAGGUUUAGUAGAAAAAUAUCUUGGGAGUUUUGUCGAUGAUAAGAAAGCUCAACAGCUCAAAGACAAAUGUAAACCAUUGGAAGGCUGUGCUGUUGUUGCUGGGCGCACUGACAAAGGAGUCUCUGCUCUUCAACAAGUUUGUUCAUUUUAUACUUGGAGAAAGGAUAUUAAACCUUGUGAUAUUGAAGAUGCCAUCAAUACCGCAGCACCAGGAAAGCUCAGAGUUUUAUCAGUCUCUGAGGUUUCACGCGUGUUCCAUCCUAAUUUUUCUGCCAAAUGGAGACGAUACUUAUAUAUUUUCCCCUUAAAUGAUGGGGAAGAAUGCUGUGAGAAUGAAAAGGCUGUUGUGAAUUUUGGCUCUGAUAAAAAUCAAGUGGAGCAAAUAGAUGAAUGUGACAAACACAUGGGCGAGAAGAAUAUUGAAGACUUGAUUAUUAGUGAUGACGCUGAGCUUGAAGCUGGAGAGAAACCAAAGAGCUUCAAUGUAUCCAGGGUAGAUCAACUACUAAGGAAACUUGAAGGAAAAUUACUCUCCUACAAGAUGUUUGCACGUGAUACAAAACCUUCAAGAAAUGUAGGUCCAGCAACAGAAUGUUUCAUCUACCAUGCUCGAGCCACAGAAGCCAUCUUACCAUGUUCUGACAAUGAGGGAGAAAUAAAGGUUAUGUGUGUCGAGCUUGUUGCCAAUCGAUUCCUUCGCAAGAUGGUUCGGGUGCUGGUGGCGACUUCAAUAAGAGAAGCAGCUGCAGGUGCAGAAGAUGAUGCUUUACUAAACCUAAUGGACGCUACCUGCAGACGAGCCACUGCUCCUCCAGCGCCCCCUGAUGGCCUUUGUCUUGUUGAUGUUGGCUAUUCCGAGUUUGACCAACAGGAAUGCUUCAUCAAUUAAGGAUUUAGGUUUUUCUCCACUCUCUUGGCAGAUUUCGUCAUACAUAUAUAUUAUAUAUAUGUAUAAGAAUCUCUUUUUGAUGAAAAGAAAGAGAAGAUGGGCGAAUGCUAGUAGUGAUUAACAUCAUUAACAAGGGCUUUGUCUGUAUUAGGAAGAAGGCACUGAUGUUUUACAAAGAAUGAUUCAAUUCAUCAAACAUAUAUGGCUUGCAUGUAAAACUGUGGCAUGAAUUUUAUCCCAUCUGGGAUAAUCUUCUUAGUGAUCGCAUACAUCAUUAAAAUUUUACGA
Carica papaya (papaya) is the source of this 1832-nucleotide messenger RNA. Its product is annotated as Pseudouridine synthase family protein. The record is from RefSeq and is a predicted model, not a curated record. Gene Ontology annotation, biological process: tRNA pseudouridine synthesis. Lineage: Eukaryota; Viridiplantae; Streptophyta; Magnoliopsida; Brassicales; Caricaceae. Gene Ontology annotation, molecular function: pseudouridine synthase activity; RNA binding.